Messenger RNA from Oikopleura dioica, 264 nucleotides. The record is from the annotation of a GenBank genome assembly. Lineage: Eukaryota; Metazoa; Chordata; Appendicularia; Copelata; Oikopleuridae.
AUGGCCGGCAAAAAGGGCUCUCAGAAGUUCGAGUUCUCAUGCAGCACCGGAGUGGCAGCAUCCGUAACGGAGCUCAGCUGCUACGACGAUGGAAACUUUUACGCGUCCAAAGCUGACAAGAAAAAGGGCCGACCCUUCGAUACGAACACCGUAAUCGACUGCCUCGACGGUAAUUCUGGUGGAGGAGAUUCUCUCGAAGAAGCUUGCUACGUUGCUUUCGAUGAAUUCUUUGAGAAGAAGGGACAGAGUUUGAAAUUUUCGUGA